AUGUAUUCGGACAAUGCCCAAACAUUUAGAUGCGUCUCGAAACAUUUGAAAGUCUUAAGAUCCGACCCAGCGAUCCACGACCUUCUGGCAAUGCGGAAAACCGAAUGGAUUUUCUCGGCCAGCCGAGCCCCAUGGUGGACAGGGUUCUGGGAGCGCAUGGUGCGGACGAUGAAGGAUUUGUUUAGGCGCUCCAAUGGUCGUGCAUGUCUGGAAUACGACGAGCUAGAGGUUAGUCUCAUUGAAACCGAGAGCUUGGUGAAUGCACGGCCACUCACCUACGUGAUGAAUGGGAGCGACGACCCGCUCCCCAUCACCCCGAACCAGUUUCUCAACAAUAGGCGUUGGAACUGCACUCCGCCGGAGCCAGCCGAAAACCUCAUGGCUCCCAACGCAACCAAUUUGAAACUGCUGGAAAUGGAUCGUCAACGUAGGGAGUAUGUCAGCGAUAUCUGCAAACGAUUUGUGACGGACUACUUUCUCCAAAUCGACAAGUUCCACUGUAAAGGAGGACCCGGCCGCAAGAUCCGGGUAGAAGAGGUUGUCAUCCUUCACGAUGACAACACCAAGCGCCUUAUGUGGACGAUAGGAGUAGUGAAGGAGCUAAUCACUAGCAGAGACGGGUUGAUCCGUUAG
Molecule: messenger RNA, 633 nt
Organism: Daphnia magna
Lineage: Eukaryota; Metazoa; Arthropoda; Branchiopoda; Diplostraca; Daphniidae
Exons: 1
Coding region: 1-633 (210 amino acids)
Biological process (GO): DNA integration
Molecular function (GO): nucleic acid binding
Source: RefSeq, a predicted model, not a curated record